CAUACCUGCUUGUAUCAUACCUUAGUGGUAUUCCGUUAUUUCUCACAAUUUAUUAUUCCAUUACUGAAUACAAUAUUUUCUUGCUUUUCAACUUUAUUAGCGAACAAUUUAUUUAGUCGUAAUGUCUAUCGCAUUAUUAUUUAUUUGAAUGUAUCCACAUUCGUUUCAUUGAGUCCAGCGUUUAGUAAAACUCGGGAGAAGUAUCGGCGAGCCCAAAAUACACCUCCCCAACAAUCCUAACCUCGAAAUUCAAACGGAGUACUGCGAUUUUCAAGAUACCAUUGUUUGUUUUCGGUUAUCGUAUCUUUAGUGCUUCAUGAUUGUUUUGGAUAUUAAUUAUGAACUUCCAUUCUUGCAUAAAGAUUCCAUUAGCAAAGCAAUGUAUAUCGCCAGAAAAAAAUUCCAACGGAAUUCUUAAAGACUCGCAUACUGGGACGUAUAAUGAAUUAGUUGCCAUCGCUAAUGAAGUAUUUGGACAGGGAAAUUGGAGUCAUGCAAUCACAAGCCAAACAGUAGAUUUUGUGGAAUAUGUUCUGGGAAAGUAUCAAAUUGGAUGCGCCGCCUUUGUCAGAGUGCAAUUGGCUGAUGGAACGUUUCAUGAGGAGCUCGGUUAUAGUAAUGCUGAGUCGUCGACGAAAGGCUCGGCUAUUUAUACAGCACGGGUGUCUUCAAUAACUCAUGGAUUGAAAAAAGCUCUCAUCUGCUUCGGUGGUAUUAUUGAGGAUAAAAUAAGCAAGAUUAUUGGAAAGAAGCACAGGCAAAAACUUAAAACUUGUGAUACCCCAUUGUCCACUGAUAAUCAAAUUGUUGAUAAGCCAGAAGUUAAGGCAACUUCAUCGACUAUUGCUGUGAAACGACCGAAAAGUCCUACUGAAUCGACUGAUGAUUCAGAAGUUAAUGCCAAACCUAAGGAAGACUUGAAUGAGCCACCAGCUAAGAGGCUAAGUUUAGAAACUCAACCAACUACGAAUGAUAAACCUCUAAUACUAAUUGAUGGCCGCUCAGUUACGCCAUUUGCCAACAUCCUCAUUACUCCAUCAGCUACUAAUAAAAUUGGUAAAUCAGCAGUUGAAACUGGGCAAAGUUUGAAAUCAACUUCCACUGUUGAAAAAUGAUUUACAUUUUAUAGAAAGUACUGUCCACCGUUAGCUAUUGCUUUGCUAUCGUUUUUGCGGAAAGAACGGAUUUCGCCACGAAAGAAGUUUCAGUUUCGCGGUGCCAUUCAAUUGUCGACCAAUUUUGCGAUAUCUUCAUAAAACCAAGUGGCAUCGACGUGAACAAAAGAUAAUCAGAAGACACCAUGUCCGUGUUAGCAACAUGUAGACGAACAUUGUCAUAGAAAAAAAUCUCUUUUUUGCCAGUAAUUUCACAUCGAGCAUGUUUGCCGUGAACUUUCAUCAGUAAACUAUGACGGUUCACUAGAGAUUCUCCCGAAUUGUAGUAAAAAUGUAGUGUUGCUGAAGUUUUGU
This is a messenger RNA of Diachasma alloeum, 1469 nucleotides long. RefSeq names its product DNA repair protein RAD52 homolog. Gene Ontology annotation, biological process: mitotic recombination; double-strand break repair via homologous recombination; double-strand break repair via single-strand annealing. Bases 339 to 1115 code for a protein of 258 amino acids. NCBI's taxonomy places the organism in Eukaryota, Metazoa, Arthropoda, Insecta, Hymenoptera, Braconidae. The transcript has 6 exons. The record is from RefSeq and is a predicted model, not a curated record. Gene Ontology annotation, cellular component: nucleus.